Molecule: messenger RNA, 1767 nt
Organism: Anopheles funestus (African malaria mosquito)
Lineage: Eukaryota; Metazoa; Arthropoda; Insecta; Diptera; Culicidae
Exons: 2
Coding region: 337-1464 (375 amino acids)
Source: RefSeq, a predicted model, not a curated record
CCGUUCCAUAACGAGGAUAUGAUGUUUGGAAGAUGUUCAUUUUUUGGAGGGUGUACGGUGUACCGCGCUGUACCGUGUACAGGGAAAUACAGUUCCGUAUUAUAAAUAUGACCCACCGGUACCAUCGGCGACUCAUUGUCAAGCUGGCCUUCGUGUAGGUCAUCCGGUUCGCUACAGUUAAGGUGUGUAUGAGUGCGCGUGUGACCGUUGUGCGCUUGUGUGUGGCAGCGUGUAAGUGAGACUGGAAGAUCUAGCCCGAACCGGUGCCGUAACCGUCUGCCCCGCAGGGUGUUCUGCAGUGCUGUGUUAACGUGUGUUAAAACCAUCGCAAACAUAAUGACCCGAAGACUGAUGUUAGUGGUGCUGCUGGUCGCACUGGUUGCCUUAGACCCAACGUCCGCAUUGCAGAAGAAGAAAAAACGUGGCAUUUAUCAUGGAUUGCAUGGGUUUGCGCUAGCAGGUCAUGCGGCCGUUCCACUGCACGGUGUCCCUUCGUUUCACAAGGGCUACCAUCCUAGUCCGUACGCGAGAUUUCCCGGUCUUCACAAGGGAUCACUCGGAGGGGUGCUUCCACCAGGAUAUGCCCUGUUCCCAGGAGGUGCUAGCGUUAUGUCCUAUCAGCGAAACUUCCCCCGCUAUCCCACACUCUACGGAGCUGGUCUAUAUCCAGGGUUUGGAGUUGCUCCCGUUAAGCCGCUGGCCGGCUUCGCUCCCACACUUACUCCCUUUGGUGCUGCACCGGCUCUACCAGCGUAUCCGGCGGGAGUUCCGGCUGCUUUUCCACAAGCAUUCGUACCACUGGGAGCUCCAACAGCCAGUGGCAAUACUCAACAAACUUACUUUGCGACCUACCCUCAGAAACCGUUGAUUCCCGUUGCAGUUCCCGUGCAGCCGGACGUACCGGCAAAGGUUCCUGUCGUCGUACAGAAACCUUUCUACACGGCAUUCUCAACCGUGGUACCGAAUGGAGGACUUAUACCGGGUGGAGUUUACAACCCAGGACACACGGUUGCCGUCUCUAAUGUACAACCUCAGUUCGUGGGAAUUCCGGUCGCAACAGGAAGUGCGAGCGGGUUUACGCCUACGAUCGCUACUACGCUCAGUGCUGGCACUACGCAAGUCACACAAGCCCCUCAACAACCCUGGAGACCGGUGGUGGUGAAUCAACCUGUAGCGCCAACACCAACUCCACCGUCCAAUGCGUACCUUCCAUCGUACGCAACCUCGCAAGGACAGAUUUACAUCAGCAGCACACCGGCUCCAUCGCUGCACGAUCAUCAUCAGCAGCAGUCGCAUCAUCAAGCCUUGCUGGAUCUCGAUCAGGGAUCCCUACACCACCAGGAUGGUAGUGGUGCGUUUAACGGACAGCCGUACGAUGUUGCCUCAAACCAUGGCCGAUACACGGGACCAUCCAGCUACGAUGUCGAUAUCACCCACAACGGGUACCAGAAGAAGAAAAAGUAGGAUGCACAAUCGAAUGCCACUGCGUCCCACCCAAGUCAUAUGCCAGCAGUUUCUUGGUUUUGUUAUGAGUUUUUACACGCAUACGUGCGUUCUGUUUUAGUUUCGUUAAACUGAUUGAACUAAUUUAAAAGAAAUAAAUUAUUUUCACCUCGUAGUUUGGGCUGUAGCGUAACGCAUUCAAAAGACUUCAACGUCCGAUGAAACGACGAACCCGAAAUAUUUUAUCGUUUACACUUUCGAACAUGAGUUACUUACAAAACUAUCACGAAAAAACGUUCAUGUUGGAGGACGUGAUUAAUUUAA